AUGAACGACCCGGGACUCAACAACCUCCUCAAGUGGGGCAUUCAAAACUCAGAAGCCUCGCGCGAGGCCGCCGCCGCCGAGGGGCAACCACCUCCCAAACUCGACAUCGAGGCGCUGCAGCGUCUGGUCACAGGCAUGUCAGGCCCGUCCGAUGCUGAGCUGAUGAAGGCGAGCAUGGAAGUCAUUCAGAACGAAGAGGCAGAGCUGGAAAACCGCAUCACGGCUUUUGACAACUUCGAGCAGCUCAUCGAGAACCUGGACAAUGCAAACAACUUGGAGAAUCUCGGCCUGUGGAUGCCUCUGGUAGACCAACUGGAGAACAAAGAGGCCGAACUGAGACGCUACGCCGCCUGGUGUUGCGGUACGGCCGUUCAAAACAACAUCAAGACCCAGGAACGACUACUCGUUGUCGGUGCUAUCCCCAAGCUCGUACGAAUGGCCACUUCCGAUUCCGAGAACAAGGUGCGCAAGAAAGCAAUCACGGCACUGUCAUCGUUAGUGCGCAAUUUCCAAGCUGCCCUUGACGACGCGGUUUCGCAUAUGCCCGCCGAUUUCAAGCCUCAAGAGAAGCUUGAUGCAAACGAUAUGGAUUCGGUGGACAUUUUGAUCAAUAAACUCCGUGAGACUGUAUAG
This is a messenger RNA of Plenodomus lingam JN3, 633 nucleotides long. The record is from RefSeq and is a predicted model, not a curated record. Lineage: Eukaryota; Fungi; Ascomycota; Dothideomycetes; Pleosporales; Leptosphaeriaceae.